Messenger RNA from Alternaria rosae, 848 nucleotides. RefSeq lists its product as uncharacterized. NCBI's taxonomy places the organism in Eukaryota, Fungi, Ascomycota, Dothideomycetes, Pleosporales, Pleosporaceae. The transcript is spliced from 2 exons. The record is from RefSeq and is a predicted model, not a curated record. The coding region runs from base 1 to 642 and encodes 213 amino acids.
AUGCCGCGAGUCUGGGGUAAAAGAUGCGGCGUGGGGAUUGAUGCAGGUAACCCUGGUCUAAUUGGCUUGGAGGCUCACGGAUGGUACAGGUGGAUGAACCUUAUAGUUGGAUUUCAGGGCAGAGUGCGCAAUGCGCGGGGCCAGAUGGGCGCGUGGGGUGGCACACUGGACGGGAAUGGACGCUUAGAAGACGGCUGGACGCAGGAAUCGGUCCUGCGCGUGGAGCGGAUGCUGUUGCUGACGUCGACUGUGAAAGCGUGGGACAGAACCUGGUCAAAAGGCAGUGUAGUGGCAGCUAUCGAUGUGGACGGAGUGGACCGGUGGUUUUCAGGAAGGUUCAACGCUUUAUCACUCGACGAGCUGCAAGCAAACCUUGGGAUCGUCCGUGCUUGUAUGCGGCCAACGACCAGUCUCCAUGCCGCCGCUGCAACCAGACGUGCACCCAAUCUAUCUUGUGCUCGAGGGUACCUGAUCUACGCCAAAAACAACGAAAGAGUUGCACGGCAGCGAAGACGGUAUUUUCGCGCCGCAGACGGGCAGACCCUCGGGAAAGCGUGUGGUGACCGCAACAACCGACUUCCAUCUCCGCCAGAUGACGAACGCCAUGCCUCUCAGCACGAGCUACGUAUCUGCAGUCCCUGACCCCAGCAGCACAUGGAGUGAAGCCCCACGAAGUCCAUGGGUAUUGCGGGACACGAUUGCUUGCAUGCAGCACUGCCCUCUGUCCCUGAGCGGGAAGCCGAGCAUAGCCGCCGCUGUCGACCGGACCCUGCUUGGCUAUCAAUCACCCUUUGCUCCACGUCGCGAUACGCGCUGAUACUACCCUACACACGUCCCGCAGUCGGCAC